GGCACAUACGCCUGCUACACAAUUUCCCUUACAAAAAGGAACGUCGAGUUCAUGAUCCUUCCGUAAGCAAAGCAUCAUUUCUGAAUUUUGGAUCCCCGGAGCUUAGGCAGCUAUAGCCAGAGCCUCCAAUUUAGCCAUGCCGCCCGGCGCGCGAGCAAGACGCAUCGCCGCACUCGACCUGAUCUUCCUCGUGUUUCUCCGGCUCGCCAGCGCGUAUCAACGACCAUCCGACGCGCAUAUCAACUGCAUCGACAGCUUCUGUCUCGGCGGCUACACCUGCAGCGAAACCACCGCCACCACGUCCUGCACCGCCUACCUCACCUUCCGCUCCGACCCCCCGCUCUCCGUCGCCUACCUCCUCAACGCGACGCCCUCCGCCGUCGCCGCCGCCAACUCUGUCCCCCUCGCCGUCUCCCCCGUCGACGGCACGCAGCUCCUCCUCGUCCCUGUCCCCUGCUCCUGCAACCGGGCCACCGGCUACUACCAACACAACACCACCUACGCCAUUCAGGAACUUGAUACCUUCUUCCUCAUCGCCAAUAACACGUUCCAGGGGCUCACGACGUACCAAAGCAUCAUCGCCAAUAACCCUGCAAGCGAAGCUAUGUCUCCAGUGAUCAACGGCCCCCUCGCCGUGCCGCUCCGCUGCGCGUGCCCCUCUGCGACUACGGGACGAAUAAACAAUCUGCUGACGUACGUGGUCCAGGAGGGGGACAACGUGACCAGCAUCGCGCGCAGAUUCAACUCUACGCACGGCGACGUGCUUGCCGCCAACACGUUGUUGGUCCCGCUCGUCCACCCGCCGCAUUCGCGAGUGGUGCUCGCGAAUACUACUAUUACUUCCACGACUCCGCCGGAAUCUCAGAAAUUUUACGUGUCGAGUCCCUGCAGCAAUGGCUUGCUGGCUGGCUUGGGUAUCGGCGUCGGAUGCGGCGUCUCUGCGUGGGCUGCCGUUCUUGCUGUGUUCUUGCUAUGGCGUCGAAGGCGGCGGCGCCCCGUCGGCGACAGCUCAGGCAUGGCCAGGGAGACCCCCCUGGUAGCGGCUGUGCGUGGCGCGGUGGAGACUCUGGCUGCCUACAGCUACGCGGACAUCGAGACGGCGACGGCGGGGUUCGCGGAGGAGCGGAGAGUGGCCGCCGGAUCGUCGGUGUACCGCGCGGUGAUCAACGGCGAGGCUUUCGCGGUGAAACGCGUGGCCGCCGGCGGCGACGACGUGCGCGGUGAGGUCGACGUCCUCGGCCGCGUCAACCACUCCGGCCUCGUCCGGCUCCGGGGCCUGUGCGCGAACGGAGACGACACCUACCUGGUGCUCGAGUUCGCCGAGAACGGCGCGCUCAGCGAGUGGCUUCACCCCGGCAGCGCAGCCGCGUGUCUCCGCCGUGUCCUCGGCUGGAAGCAGCGCGUUCUGGUGGCGCUCGACGUCGCGGGUGGGCUCAACUACCUGCACCACUUCACCAACCCUCCCUACGUGCACAAGAAUCUCAACAGCGGCAACGUCCUCCUCGACGCGAACCUCCGCGCGAAGGUCUCGAGCCUCGGGUUCGCGCGCGCCGUGGCCGUCGCCGUCGCAGCCGGAGACGACAGCAUCGCCCUGAUGACACACCACGUCGUGGGCACCCACGGUUACCUGGCGCCGGAGUACCUGGAGCACGGCCUGAUCAGUCCCAAGCUCGACGUGUUCAGCUUCGGUGUCAUCCAGCUCGAGCUCUUGUCCGGGAAGACGGCGGCGUUUGUCACCGACGAUGACGGGCAGAACAUGCUGCUGUGGCAGGCGGCGGACGGGCUCGUCGACGGCGAUGGCGCAUGGUUCAAGCUGAGGGCGUUCAUGGACCCUCAGCUGCAAGGCCACUACCCGAUCGGUGUCGCGUCCGCGGUGGCCGCGCUGGCCGUUCGGUGCGUGGCGCGGGAGCCACGGGCGCGGCCUUCCAUGGAGGAGGUGUUCGUCACGCUCUCAGCGGUGUACAACCUCACGGUUGAUUGGGAUCCUCAGAAUUACAGCGCAUCAGCUUCUAUGGUCCUCGGUAGGUAGCAAUUAAGGAAGCUCAAUUUUUUCGACGUGAGAUAUUAAGAAGAAGCAUAGUGUCAAAUAUGUUCUCUACCAUUUUCAUUGGGAGUGGUUGACAGUCAGAAGGUACUUUAUUCUUUUUUUAUAAAAUUUGAUACCUCUCGACGUCUCUGGUAGAUAUCAAUAUUUACACUAAAAAAUAUUGAUACCUCUUAGUAACUCUAAUAUUACUUUUUCAUAGAAGAAACGGCGAGCAUGUAAGUGAGAGUAACUAUGUAUGGGCACAGUACAGAAGCGGUCCUUUCUU
Molecule: messenger RNA, 2312 nt
Organism: Oryza sativa Japonica Group (Japanese rice)
Lineage: Eukaryota; Viridiplantae; Streptophyta; Magnoliopsida; Poales; Poaceae
Product: protein LYK5
Biological process (GO): protein phosphorylation
Molecular function (GO): protein kinase activity; ATP binding
Source: RefSeq, a predicted model, not a curated record